UGGAAGUGAUCUUGCUCAGAUGCUGUUCCUGCCACAGUUCCUACAGCACUAUGUGAUUUAGCUGCAUUUUCACUUACCAUGGACAUGUUUUUCCGAAACGCUGUCUUUUUGUGGAUUUCAGUAGGAUUUCUAUCUUUACCGGAAAAGUCUGAGGCCUGUCCCAGCAAUGAUUUACCCGUGCACUGUGAAUUUGUUUUCAGAAAUGUCUGUUUUGAGUUUGUUAGGGGAUCCAAAACCUGGUCCCAAGCCAGGAGCAGCUGUGAACAGCGAGGAGGGGAACUCCUGAAGGUGAUGAACACCCCAAUCAAAAUCCUAUUGAAGAACAUCACCAGAGAGAGAAGCAUCAGCAAUUUCACUUGGUGGCUGGGAGAGAGGGUCCCAGGGAAGUACCAGGGACCUGCCAAACAAAAUGUUAACGUUUCAAAGGAUAACUGCACAUACGUAAAGCUGAAUCCUCUUCAGCUCGUCGUAACAUCUGACUGCAACGAGAGACGAGGCCUCCUCUGCACCCACAAUUUGUGGUCUUUAUCAAACACAAAGAAGACAAUAGUGUCCAGUCAUGCAACCAGAUCCCGGCUCAAAAGGUCUGUAGAGGGCAUGAGUGAGAAUGUUAGAGACAUUAGAAAACUUCUCCAGGAAGCGGAUAAAGAACUACGGCGAAUGGAAGAGACACAAGGGGAGCCGACAAAUGACAACAGGGACAAAUUCAUUAAGUAUUUGCUUAAUGGCACCCAAAAACUGACUCUAGAAUUGGCUUUGGAAAACAAUGACACAAUCAGUCACAUCCUCAAUUGUAGCAACGCCAUCCUCCUUCUCUCAAUGAAAAAGUGUGACAUCAAGGCUAACCCAAACCCCACGAGUUUGUUUGAGAAUGUGUUUGAGAUCUUACGGGAAGUCACUGUGCUGGUGGGAUUGGAAACCACAGAGCCACUUAUUUUCAAGCACCCAACAGGCGUAGUCUAUCAGAGGAGUUCCAAACCUGCUGAGCUCGACCAUGGUGUGCUCGGUUCAGAGAAAGACGGUACAUUCAUCAAACUCCCCUCAUUUUCAGCACUUAAAUCUUGGCUUGUAGGGUACGACAGCGUCAUUGCUCAGAUGUCUACAUUCUCAUCGAAUCCCCAUACAUCUGACGACAACAUCUCAGGAACUGUUUGCAGCCUUCUAAUCAGUAAUGGCACCUCAGAAAUAAAGCUGUCCAACCUGACAGAACCGAUAGAGAUCUUUUUGUCUCGCCCAAUUGCUACAACACUGAUUAACAGUACUGUUGAAUUGGAGAAAAACACUGAAGUGCUGAGCACAGUCAGUGUCGAAGACCCCUAUAUGACCAUUUUCUUCAGCGUGGAGCCUAACGCCAAUGUGUCACUGGUUCUUGCGAUGUCUCAUGAGUCACCUCCCAAUCGUACAAAUACCAUCGCCACAACCAUAUUGAGCCAAACGGGAGGCUAUCGCUGGAUGAUAACCCCAGAGAUGUUACAGUGGACUCCUGGAGUCUGGUAUAUUGACAUCCGACUCUUCAAUUCCACUUGGGAGCCAGGCCUGACACUGAAGAUCAGUUCAUUCACCACCAAGUGCUUGUACUGGCACACAGAGUUGGAGACAUGGAACACUGACGGCUGCCAGGUGGGAGAGAAAACCACACCAGAGCAGGCACACUGUCUGUGUAACCACCUCACUCUCUUUGGGAGCUCCUUCUUUGUGAUGCCGAACAACGUGGACAUAUCUCGCACAGCAGAGUUGUUUGCCACUGUGACUGAGAACUAUGUGGUGCUGGCACUGCUGUGUGCUUUCUUUGGCCUCUACCUGAUCACUCUGCUGUGGGCCUGCUAUGCUGACCGCAGGUCACGCUCUAAGAGGAAGAUGACUCUGCUGGAGGACAAUCACCCAGGCGCUCUGUACAAUUAUCUGAUCGGUGUCCAGACUGGCCAUCGCAAGAAUGCUGGAACUUCUGCCAAUGUGACAGUGAAGUUGACUGGCUCAGAGGGAGAGAGUGACACACAAAAUCUCACAGAUCCUGACAAGCCUGUGUUUGAAAGAGGGGCAUUCGAUAUGUUCCUGUUGUCCACACCCUUCCCACUGGGUGAAGUACGAAACGUCAGGUUGCAGCACGACAACUCUGGAGGUCAUCCAUCAUGGUAUAUAAACAAGGUGACCGUACAAGACCUCCAAACACGACAGGUUUGGCACUACUUUUGUGGCUGCUGGCUGAGUGCUGACCAUGGAGACGGCAUGACCAAGAAGACUUUCAAUGCUGCAAAGAACAACGAGAUUGCCAGCUUCAGGAAUAUUUUCCAGAGCAGAACUUCGACAGGCUUUAGGGAUGAACACAUUUGGGUGUCCAUAGUGGAUCCUCCCUCACGUAGUCCAUUCACACGUGCCCAACGGGUCUCUUGCUGCAUGAGCCUGCUCCUCUGCACCAUGGCCAUCAAUAUUGCCUUCUGGAACAUUCCUGUAGAUGAGGACUCCCCCGUACUCUUCUCCCUCGGUUCAUUGCAGAUCACCUGGCAGGAGAUCAUGGUGGGAGUAGAGAGUGGUCUUCUCAUGUUUCCAAUCAACAUCCUCAUCAUCACCAUCUUCCGAAGCAUCAGACCUCGCAUAAUUUCAAAGUCUAAAAAAGACUUUGAGGAGAACUUGAGACCUCCUGCAGUUACCGUACCAAGUAUACUAAAGGAUACAGCGGAGGUGAUUUCAUUGGUGAGCAGAAGUCCAAGGAACAAGAUGUCAGAGAUGCCCAGGCUGGAGUCCACCACUGACCUCGGCCCUGCCUUGGACAGGGUCCAUGAAUUCAUCCAGUUUAUGCAAGGGGAGAGUGAGAGCGACCCCCACUGGGUGUACUGCAGCAAGUUCCUCCUAGCUGGUCUCUGUCACCUCAUGAUGUGCCUCGAGAAACUGGAUGCAAAGAACUUCCAGAGUCCACACGAGUACCAGCAGACCCUCAACAUCACCAACCUGCUGGUUCGCAAGGCUGAGAUGGUCCUCUCCUGCCACUUGGUCUACUGCCCACGUCCCGUGAAGAAGAAGAAGAAGUCGGCGAGCUGCUGGCUGCCGUGGUGGUGUGUGUUCCUGGGCUGGUUCCUGUUGCUGUCCAUCAGUGGAAUAUCCACUUUCUUCACCCUGUUGUACGGCUUUGAGUAUGGCAAAGAAAAGUCCAUCAAGUGGGUUAUGUCUCUGGGCCUCUCCCUCUUCCAGAGCAUCUUUAUACUGCAGCCUCUCAAGGUGAUAGGCGUUGCUGUGGUUUUUGCCCUGCUGCUGAAACCUGUAGCUGUGGAGGAGAGUGAAGAAGUUGAGCAAGUGCUGUUAGAGCAACAAGACAAGUGUAGACGGUACUCUGGCAGGGACACAAUGUGAGGAAGCUGCAUUUAACAGGAUAAGCUGUCAUCUGUGACGGGCACAGCUGCAAUCCACAGCAACCUUCGCUUCUUAAACACUCUUUUGCACUUAUUGGAAGUUUUACUUUCUGAACAUGAAAAUUGCAUCACACAUUCUGGUGUUUUGUAUGUGUGCAGAAUUUCCAAUGCUGGGGAAACCUUUCUGAAAUGGUUAGUCAGAGUCAGAGUAAAUCUGUAAUUAAAUAACAAUUGAUCUUGCAUGUCAAAGUGUUGCUUUUCUUCAAGGCAUUUACUUUCCAUUAUAAUGUAUGUGAAUAGAAAUAAAUUAUCUGGUUGCUUGUAUUGAAAAGCUUUUGAUCAUUCGUGGAUAUGUUGUUAAUUUCAUGUCAAUAUACAAAAUCUGUAGGAUUCAUUUACAGCUUCAAGAAUCACUGAAGCAGAUUUAGAUGUCAUCAGGAGCUACCUAUCAUGAGCUCUUUGAGUUAGUUGGAGAGUGAAAAAAUGUCUUUAAUCCAAGAAACAUAAUCAAGUAAUGUAAUAGAAGCCCUGCUAGAAUUAUUGAAUGCCUGUGCAGAUAGACUAAAAAGUCUGUACAAUUUGUAAAGAAAAUGUGUAUUUAUUUUGUUCAUUUUAUCCAAAUUUACCAAAAACUUACCAAGCUAAUUUUAAUUUUAGUGGAGCAUUUUAGUGCCCCACCAAAAAGGCAAAAUACUGAAUCCUUCUUGCUUUAGCCUGAAAAUAACCAUAUUCAUUGCUUAUUUGUUAUUAGUAACACUGAAAAUGUCAAUAUGGUCAACAUCCAAAGACUCCCAACAGCCAGCUACUGCUGUCAACAUGACUUGUCAUCUCAGUGUAUGACCAACCAUUGAUUACACACCAACAUGGACUUUUACUUUUAGAGGCACGGGAAGGUGAUUUUAUGUAAUUUCACAUAUGGUAGCUAAUUAUUAAUUGAUCACUUUUUUCAUUUCACCUCCUUCAAUGUAAUACAAGCUGAAGGUGCAUGUCAUACAUUUUCAUCAUACAUGCCUACUUCUAUGUACUUCAGUCUGUCCUGCCCUUUGAAUGAUUUAUAUAGCAGAUGUUACUACAUUCAAGUUUGUGCUUUUGGUUUGGGGAUACAAGCAGGUCUGAAGACACAUUAAUGUCUUGUCUUAGGCUUUGUGUGCUUAUUUAAUCAACGAUGACUAAUAAUUUAUUUAUUGUUUUGAUUUAUUGAUUCUGUAUGUAUGUGUGAGCUUGAAUAAAGUAAUCUCUAUUAAAA
Molecule: messenger RNA, 4590 nt
Organism: Dicentrarchus labrax (European seabass)
Lineage: Eukaryota; Metazoa; Chordata; Actinopteri; Moronidae
Gene: pkd1l3
Product: polycystic kidney disease 1-like 3
Exons: 23
Coding region: 79-3345 (1088 amino acids)
Biological process (GO): detection of mechanical stimulus
Cellular component (GO): membrane
Molecular function (GO): protein binding; calcium channel activity
Source: RefSeq, a predicted model, not a curated record